Trichosurus vulpecula (common brushtail) is the source of this 1410-nucleotide messenger RNA. RefSeq names its product olfactory receptor 4F15-like. The transcript has a single exon. Gene Ontology annotation, biological process: G protein-coupled receptor signaling pathway. Gene Ontology annotation, molecular function: G protein-coupled receptor activity; olfactory receptor activity. Gene Ontology annotation, cellular component: membrane. The record is from RefSeq and is a predicted model, not a curated record. Bases 4 to 957 code for a protein of 317 amino acids. NCBI's taxonomy places the organism in Eukaryota, Metazoa, Chordata, Mammalia, Diprotodontia, Phalangeridae.
GUGAUGCCAACUGUAUCAAUGGAUGGAGCAAAUUAUUCAGUGGUAACUGAGUUUGUGCUGCUGGGACUGUCUGCUUCUUGGGAGAUGAAGAUUCUUCUUUUCUUAUUUUUCUUUUCAUUCUAUGUGGGAAUUGUGUUGGGAAACCUGUUCAUUGUGUUUACUGUGGUUUGUGACCCUCAUCUACACUCCCCCAUGUACUUGUUGCUGGCCAAUCUCUCCCUCAUUGACCUGGGUCUAUCUUCCACCACAGCCCCAAGGAUGAUCACUGAUAUUUUCAGUGAACAUAAGGUAAUUUCUUUCCCAGGGUGUAUGAUACAGAUGUUCUUUGCUCAUGUCAUGGGAGGAACUGAGAUGGUCCUACUCAUAGCCAUGGCUUAUGACAGAUACACAGCCAUCUGCAAACCUCUCCAUUACUUGACCAUAAUGAGCCACAAAACAUGCAUUUGUUUUGUAGUGGCUGCCUGGGUGAUUGGGGUGAUCCAUGCUGUGUCUCAGUUUGUUUACAUUGUAAACUUGCCCUUCUGUGGCCCUAAUAAGAUUGAUAGCUUUUACUGUGACUUUCCUCGGGUGGCAGAACUUGCCUGCACAGACAGCAACUGGGUAGAGCAGGUGGUCACUGCUAAUAGUGGGCUUCUUUCCAUAGGCACCUUCUUCCUCUUAAUCAUUUCCUACAUCUUCAUCCUUGUCACUGUGAAGCAUCACUCUUCUGCUGGUUUGUCCAAGGCUUUCUCCACACUAUCAGCUCACAUCACUGUGGUGUUUUUGUUCUUCACUCCAUGUUUCUUUAUGUAUGUGUGGGAAUUCCCUACCUUGUCAUUGGAUAAAUUUUUGGCCAUUUUUGACUUUGUUGUUACCCCACUAUUGAAUCCUGCCAUCUACACAUUUAGGAACAAAGAUAUGAAAGUGGCAAUGAAAAGAUUGAGCAAGAAAAUUAUGAGUUCUAGGGAGACAUUAUGAUGGAUUUUAUGAAGCACAAUCAAGAGAUGCUUCGGGAUUUUGCUGAAUCCUUCCAGACCUGUAUACUGGAUGGAAGGCACACAGACAUCAUGACCUAGGACACCCUAAGAAGAUGUUUAGGAUUAUAGAGGUGCAGUUAUUUUGCUCAUCACCUGGAAUAGAGUAACACCUCCUACUCCCAUCUUCUACUUUGUAAUGUGGAAUAUAUACAGAAGCGAAUAAAAAGUCUGAGUUUAAUGAAUACAAUGAAAUCUAUUGUCAUGUACAUAGUUCAGUGUCAUGUUGUUGUAAGAAUCUGUACUUGUAAUUAAGCUUGGUUUUUGCUGAGCUUAGCUAUAAGCACCUCAGGAAAAUAACUUAUUUUUCUCAUGGAAAUUCUAUGGUCCCAAUCUAUACAUUAUGGGUUUUUAUAAACCAGAUAACAAAGAGUCCACAGUCCUUAGCUUUGUAUUC